AUGGACUCAACCAACCCAGAAAAUACAUCACUUCACAGAAAGUUUCAAAGGAAAAAGGUUGUCGAAGUGGACGAGGACAGCGCUGGGGGUCAACAAGAAAUUGAGAUAACGGAAGACAAAAAACUUAAAGAACCAGAAACCAACACUGCAAAAUGUCAUUGGGAAGCUUUGUAUCCAAAUGUUAAGGGUAUUACACAAACAGAAGAACCACAAACAAUUCUGGAGAAUAAAGUCAAAGAGAAAUCUAUUCGUCCAACUAAAGAAAAUAAACACAAUAAAUUUUUUCAUAAAAAAAAUCAAGACAAGGAUUUUAAUAUAUCAAAGGACAUAGACGUUAAAAAUCAGUCAAAAACGGGUUAUAACACACCCCAAUUGACAACAGAAAGGUUCAUGGAAUUGAUGAAGGGGACAUCUUCAUCAAAAAUAGAACCAAAAAGAGACAUAAAUGAAGAGAAGAGUAAAGACAAACCAAUUCAACCAACUGCCGAAGAAAUUCUUGAGAAACAAAUAAAAGAGAAACUUGAGUCGAAAACUAAAAGAUUCAAAAUCGCAAAAACAACAAUAAAACGACCCGAACAACACUCGAAUGAUACAACUAAUGUGGUUAAAACAAUCAUUAGAGCACCAGAAAAAGUCAUUGAUGAAAGUCAACGCGCACCACCCAAGACUAAAAGUAUCAUUGACAAAUUGCUCUCAGGAGAGUUAACCUCAAAGACCCACAUUAAAGCGAAACCGAAGAAAGAACACACUGAACAAGUCUUAAAGAAGAAACCCGUUGUUAAUAAGAUCGAAGAAAAAUUGAACGUCGACAAAGAUGAUAACAUCGUCAUCAAAAAGAAGAGAACGGAUUUCUCAUUUUUGGAUUCGCCAAACGAUAGUAAUACUACCAAUUUUGCUUUCUCAUUAUCAAAAUCAACUUUGAAUGUCGAAGAGGUAUCACCACAAAAGAAAUUUGUUAUCCCUUUCACUGCUCAACCCUCAGAACAAAUACCACAACCUACAGAACAAAAGAAAGAAAAGAUGCAACAACAACAAAACAAUACAAACCCAAAAGCAAUUAAUCUCCUUAAGGGAAAAACAUUCGCAAAGACUUCUUCGUUGUAUUAUGACGAUGGAGAUGAUGUAUUGGCUGAUUGA
Molecule: messenger RNA, 1137 nt
Organism: Entamoeba invadens IP1
Lineage: Eukaryota; Evosea; Mastigamoebida; Endamoebidae
Exons: 1
Coding region: 1-1137 (378 amino acids)
Source: RefSeq, a predicted model, not a curated record